AUGAAGGUGUCUGUGGUCUCCGGCGCCGGAGAGGAAAAGGAGUGCAGGGGGUUUGCGGAGCGCUGGUUCUGAAAUCUCGGCCAGAUUUUGCUUUGCCUUCCUGUCCCAACCCUGCUUGGUAGGGUUUGUCCCUGGCGUCAAAGGCUGGGACAGCUGAGCCCCUAACCUAGAAGUAUCCUUGACUGUGAGAGCCCAGAAGUGGGCGUUUCACUUUUCCUGCUUCUGGGGACCCCCUGAGGCUAUGACCUUUGACCAGUGUGCAGCUUCUGUUUCUCCAGAUUAUCUGAUGUUUUGGAUGAAAACUGGCAUGAGAAGCACCAAGUAUAAACCAGUAGACUACCAAAAACUGCGUGCAUUGACUGAAGUACAAAAACUAGCUUCAGCCUGUACAGAGCUAAAGAUCAGAAAAAUGUUGCAGACUUCAAAGAUAUCUAAAGAACAAACAGUAAUAAAACAGCACAAGCAAGUGUGGUGGCAGGAACACCAGAGGCUAAAUGAAGUCAGAUACAAAAUGGAAUCUGAAAUGAAAUCCGUUCUCAAUGAAGAGAACAUUGGAAAUGAAUGCCUUUGUAACCUUACAAAUUUUGAACAAGACUUAUCAGAACAAUGGUGCACGUAUCUUAAAAAUGUGAUAAGUCCUGUCCAGCAGCUGAGAGCAGAUCUAAAGUACAGACAGCACCACACUUUACAGCAUUCACACCCACGUGCUGAGUUUGACUCUGUGAAAGUAUUAGAAGAGGUUGAAUUUGUGAAGAAACAGUUGAAAGCUGUCUUUGAGAAACUUGGCCUGGAGCAACAGAAAAUAGAAAAUGAUCUUUCAAACUGGAGUAUGAAGAUACUAGAUCCUUCCUCAGAAGAAAAAACUAGCCUGCUUAGUGAACUCCCCAUGGAAUUAGAAACAUCUGAAUGUCCAUAUCCUGAUUUGAAAUCUUCAAUCCUGAAUGAGUUCUGUAACUUCACGGAGAAAUAUCAAAAAAAACUCCAAGAUUUUGAUCUGCAGUUAGAAGAUAUAUGCAGAAACUGUCAGCUAAGUGAAGAAGACCUCUGGAUUUACCAGACUAUUUUGGAGCAGUACUCUGGAGAUGUCCUUGGCAGGCGGACUUUGUAUCUGGACAUGUUACAAAGAUAUUAUCCUCACAAAUCCAGGCAUGAUUUGGUCGAACAUGAGAAAUACUGUGACCAAUAUCGCUUUGCUAGAGAGCAGAGGAAGAUCCUGUUAUCGAAUUGGAAUAAGCAUAGGAAAGACUUUAUACAGAAGGCUAUGCUGACCCUCAUCGAGGCUUGUGCAACUCAUGAGAUGGAAAGCACAUCGGCUAAGGACAGGAAAAAGCAACAGGAACUGUGUGCUGAGCUGAAAGCUAAGGUUUUUCAAUGGCGAGCCCAUCAAGAAGAGGUAGCAAGACUAGAAAUGGAAAUUUCUGCCAGAAGAAGAAAAAAGGAAGAGGAGAAAAAGAAACUGUGGAAAGAGAAAGAAUCGUUGCAAAGAGAGGAAAAGAAAAAAAAGAUAAGAAAAUACUGGGCUAAGAAAGAACAGAAGUGGCAAGAAAUGGAAAUGCGAGAUCUCCGGCGUCUAGAAGAACUGAAGAAAUUAAUGGCUGAACAGUCGAUAAAAGAUAGAGAAAGGGUUAAAUAUAGACAAGAAUUAUUGGAAAAGCGCUUGAUGGAGAGAAACGCAGCAGCCCUUCAAGAAGCGCAUGAAGAUGAAGAGAGAGUGCGGCGGCUGGAAGCCCUUAGGAAACAGGUGGCUGUCGUCGCUCAGUUUGAUCGUGUCAGAAUGAUGUCAGACACAAAGGCAUCGAAAGCUAGGAUGGGCAUUGAAACUGAAGAAGAAUUUAUUCUUCAAAAGCCACUCUUCACCUUGAAUACAUACAAUGAACAGCAGAUAAUUUCUGACCCUAGAAUUCGCUUUGAGUUAGCCCUUCGAGAAGCUGGACUUCAUAAAGCAGUUUAUGCCAGAGAGAUGUUACCAAAAAUCAGUCCUCAAAAACCUCCACGAAAGGAUAUGGAGUCUUCUGUAUUUAAACUAUAGAGCUUAUCCUCAAAUCUUGCUAUAUGUAAACAAGUUUUUUCUUUGAAAACAUUUAUAUGGAUAAUAAUUACUACUUUCUAAAAUUUUAAAAAAUAUCAGGCCUAGAAAUUGUAGCAGCUAUUAAAACAACUUUGCCUUUCUUUUAUGA
Molecule: messenger RNA, 2177 nt
Organism: Nycticebus coucang (slow loris)
Lineage: Eukaryota; Metazoa; Chordata; Mammalia; Primates; Lorisidae
Gene: CCDC148
Product: coiled-coil domain containing 148
Exons: 14
Coding region: 242-2029 (595 amino acids)
Source: RefSeq, a predicted model, not a curated record